AUGGCUGACGCAUUUAACAAACCUGCACCCUUAUCCUUUGAAGAAGACAUCGCAGACAACUGGUGGCAAUUUGAACUCGAGUUUUGCAUAUUCGUGGAAGCAGCACACGCUGACAAGAAUGCCUUGGGCAUGGUGAAACUUGACAUCCAUGAUGUGAAAGCUGAAACAAGAAUGACCAAACAGGAUAUAAUUGACAUAUACCCUAAAUUGUUUGAUGGUAAACUUGGAAACUUGCCUGUGUCGUAUGAUGCGCAAUUUGAUCCUGAUGUAUCUCCGGUAGUCAGAACUCCACGUCGAGUUCCUGCACCUACAAGAGAAAAGAUAAGAGCAGAAUUAAACAAAAUGAUUGAAGAAGGAGUGAUAGCUCCAAUAAACGAACCAACUGAUUGGGUGUCUGCAAUGGUAGUGGCAAAGAAAAAGGGUUCGGACAGUGUGCGGAUAUGUAUUGACCCCAAAGAUCUCAACCGUGCAUUGAUGAGACAACAUUAUCCAAUAAAAAUGAUUGAGGAAAUAAUGUUCAGAAUGCCAUCAGCGAAGAUAUUCACCAAAAUGGACGCUUCAAAAUGGUUCUGGCAGAUACCUUUGAUACAUGAGACUUCAUUGCUUACCACCUUUACCACGCCAUUCGGCAGAUAUCGUUACUUGUGCAUGCCGUUUGGUAUCACCUCAGCAAGUGAGGUAUUCCAGAAGAACAUAGACAUGCUUUUCAGUGGUCUGCUAUGA
Molecule: messenger RNA, 723 nt
Organism: Haliotis rufescens (red abalone)
Lineage: Eukaryota; Metazoa; Mollusca; Gastropoda; Lepetellida; Haliotidae
Exons: 1
Coding region: 1-723 (240 amino acids)
Source: RefSeq, a predicted model, not a curated record